ACGAUCGUUGGCGCGUGUGGACGUAUUCUGCGACAGCUCCGGUGUUAGGCUUAAAAUCAUUCUCAAGAGAUUGCUCGUUUUGUAUCCUUUUGUUAGUUGUGUGAGUGUGGUUUUCAAGUGUGCGUUUCUAGCGCUGAACGGCUUACAGAGUGUAGCCGGGUCUCGUAGGCUGAGACGCCGGCAGAGCGAUGGAUGAGGGCCAGGACGACCGCAUCCUGGUUUUUAAGUUUUUCUACUCCUUCCAUCUGUGCACGUGCGUUUUGCAGUUCAGCAGUUUGGGCACCAUCGUCGGACAUGGCAGCGUCAUGUACGUCUUCGUCGUUCUGCUCAUGAUAUUCUCUGGCCUUUCUGUCCUAACAUCGGUACUCAUGCUCAUCGGUCUUUGCGUCGAAAUUCGAUUUUUGCUUUUGCCUUGGGUCAUCUCCGUUGCCCUCACUACGCUCUUAGACGUCCUUCUUUCUUUCUGCAUCAUAGCAGAUGCAAUAAACGACACGGUGACUGUUAUCUUCUUUGUCGUAGACUACAUCGUGUGUGCGUUGAACAUCUACUGCCUGCUUUGUGUCAUAUCACAAUACCAAGAGCUCACGGCCGGAAGAGGACGCUCCCAUACAGUGGCUGCUAUACAGGACCGUGUGGCAGUUCAGUAUCGUCAUGACGGCAAAGUUGGCUACAUGAAGCCGGGACAGACGAACGGCCCCAACUCUUCGGUUCUUUUGACUGUGCCCACUGGUCUCACCGUCGGUUCCCGCCAGUCGACAGACAUGAGUUCCAUCUCGGAAGAACUUCUCAGCUCACGGAGAAUCAGCACAGAUGAGACGAGUGUGGAAUACGACAGGUGUCCAACGGCACCGCUCAUUAAGAUUAGAACACCAUCAUGAAGAUCCAAGCAUAUCAUCACCCAUACUAAGUAGAGCAGGUACAAACACACAAGUGAACAAGGAAGACCAACAGUAUCUUGGCCAAGAAAUCAACAAAAGAGUACAGUACACUUUCAGUGCACUCCGCAGUGCUCGCCUACCUCGUGACCUUCGUAACUCGGCCAUGGACGGCCAUGAAGCCGCCUAAGCUGAUCAUCCUGUGUUAGUACAUAGUAUUGGAAAUAUUUUGCUGCUGCUUUCUUUUCAGCUUUCGUCCUCUAUGUGAUCAGUGAUAUAAUGUACAUAAAGCUCAUUCAGUUAACAACACUUUGGACAGCGAACACGCAAUACGUCGAAUCGCUAAGGUAUAUGACAAAUUACAUUGAGCACUGCUACCUUUUAGCCCAACAUAUUGCACUCAAGACCUAUGUAUGGUUGCGUCCUGAAGAUUGGUCCUGUUUCGCAUCAAUGUCACACAAUAUACUUUUUUGCACUGUUAUCAAAAUGCCAGAAAUGCGCUGCGUGCUUCAUCCACGCGGGGAUUGGACAGCUUUGUCAGUGUGGGCAUUCUUGUAUACUUAAUAAUAUUUAAAAGACCAGAGUUUAUAUUAAUAUAUGGACUGAGAAAUGUUGGGAUGCAUGAUCAACUCACCAUUAUGUAUUGGCAAUGGCAGCUCUCACGACCACUCCAAGGGGAACGCGUUAACAACUAUAGUCCCCUACAUCUUGUAUCAGUUCUUCAUGUAUUUGAUUUGGUUAAGACAGGAAUUGUUCCUUUUUUCUGGAGCAAAUGGAGGCUUGUGGCAAAUCAGAAGAAUUUCACCAUAUCAGCUCUGAAAAUACAGAAAGUAAACUGUAGCAGCCAUCCACAGCACAUGACACCAAAACCUCCAAUGUGCCGACAUGUAUCUUAUAUUGUUGUCGUACAGUGCUUCGGGUAUGCUACAGCUCAAUAACAGUAAGUAGUUACGCGACAGUCUGUCUCGGACAUCGGGAAAUAAUCAAAUACCUUUUACACUAUUUUAUUUCAUAAAAUUUAGUAUUUUGUUGGAAGCCCACCGUCCUACAAGCAUUUCUCAUGUGACGUCCUUGUUGUCUUUUCUUUUUUUCCUCCGCGACUACACGAAUGAUACAGACGAUAUUAAUAAAAUAAUAACAACAUAAUCAACAGUAUUAGUCGCCUCACUUAGCGUGAAAGUCUCCUGCACUCUGAGCAAAAAAGGAGUAAUUCUACUCCUUUUGGGAACUAAAUGCAUUGCCACAAAAAUUAGUCACUUUCUGGACUAAACGCAUGGGAGUAAAUGAAUGCCACAGUGCGGAGACUGCCUCUUACCCUUUGUCUUCAGUUUCCAUGUACAUACUUCAUGUGCAUGAGUGAACAUACCUUGAAUUAAACAGGCUAGAGUGAUAUGUCGAGUGGUAUAAAGCAUUGCGACAUGCAUAAGGCACAAUUUGCCAAGAAAGAGACACCGACUAUUUCUUACUCUGUGGAUAUAAAAUUGCCAAGUUAUGUAGCCUUAUGCAUUGAAAUUGACGAAGAGUACAUACGAGUAUUUACGCUGACUGUCGCACUCAGGGAUCAAUUUGCGUGGUUUAGUGACUAUUUGCAAUCCUGGGGAUUACAUUCAUGGGGUCAUGGGAAUGGAAUGGGGACUAAUUGCAAUGUAAAGGAGUAAAAGCUGCAAUUACUCCUUAUUUUACUGUGUUUUCUUAGAUUGUGCGCGAAAUUUCUUUUUGGCGACAGUAGCAAUUCUACAUUUUGUCUUUCCUUAUUAAGAUAUUUGAAGGGCAUCCAAACAAGAUUUUCCCCUGUAACGUACUGGAAUUUUGUGAUAUACCGCCACAAAGGGUAAACAUUUGACCAGUUGAUUGCAAAAUGAUUCUGCCUAAAAUAACAGUAAAAAUUUGCCGAAAGUUGCUGCACUGUACAGAAUGGAGACACAAGA
Molecule: messenger RNA, 2803 nt
Organism: Ornithodoros turicata
Lineage: Eukaryota; Metazoa; Arthropoda; Arachnida; Ixodida; Argasidae
Exons: 8
Coding region: 189-878 (229 amino acids)
Source: RefSeq, a predicted model, not a curated record